UAUUGGAUAGAGCAGCUCUCCCAUCCAUCCACACAAACACACACACACACACAAACCAACCACACAGUGCGAGCAUCCCAGCACACUUCCCAGGAGGACGGGCUGCUGUUCCCGCGUGCACUCGCUGCGGGGCCGCGGAAUGGGGAUUAUUUAACUCGCGCGAAUUAAAAGGGAACUCCGCGUGCUGCUGCUGAGUUCGCCUGUGUGCGCGCGCUGCUGCAUUUACUCUGAAAUGUUGCUAGCGCCGCCGCUGUGUCUGGAUUGGGACAGGUAGAGGCUCGGUCCGUACAGUCCGUACUAUUCGUACAGUUCGUAGUCAUGAGAAGGAGCGCAGAGUGGAGUCCAGACUGGGAGACAGCUGCUGUGAAGGGGUUUGAAAGAUGACUCAAACUGUCCUUAUAUCAGAAAAAAACGGAUUUUUCACGCUGUGUGUGAACGGAGAAUCCUAGCUAACGUUACUUUUUUUUCAGCUGAACGGGAGCGUGCAGUUCGCUGUAAUUAACAGCAACUGUGUGAGGAUUUAGGACUUUGGGACUUGUUUGACUGUUCUAACGUGUUGUUUUUAUUUUUGGAGAAUAAAUGUCUGAACUGAUUUGAGUACAGCAGCACCAUCCAGCCGGAGAACUCAUUCAUCACUUACGAAGUGCAGGAAGCGUGCUGCUGUGGAGAGGACCAUGUUGAUGAAGGAGUACAGGAUAUGUAUGCCACUCACAGUGGAGGAGUACAGGAUUGGUCAGCUGUAUAUGAUCAGCAAGCACAGCCAUGAGCAGAGUGAGCGAGGUGAAGGAGUGGAGGUGGUGCAGAAUGAGCCUUUUGAGGAUCCCACCCACGGGUCUGGCCAGUUCACUGAGAAACGGGUCUAUCUCAACAGCAAGCUGCCCAGCUGGGCACGAGCCGUGGUUCCCAAGAUCUUCUAUGUGACAGAAAAGGCCUGGAACUAUUAUCCUUACACCAUCACUGAGUACACGUGCUCUUUCUUGCCAAAGUUCUCCAUCCACAUAGAGACAAAGUAUGAGGACAACAAUGGUAGCAAUGACAAUAUCUUUGAUGGGGAACCGAGAGACGAGGACACCGAAAUGUGUUUCAUCGACAUUGCGUAUGAUGAGAUCCCCGAGCGCUACUACAAAGAGUCAGAGGACCUGCGCUACUUUAAGUCGGAGAAAACAGCACGAGGCUUGCUGCAGGAGGGCUGGAGGGACACGCAGGACCCAAUCAUGUGCUCUUAUAAGCUGGUGACUGUGAAGUUCGAGGUGUGGGGGCUGCAGACGCGCGUGGAGCAGUUCGUCCACAAGGUGAUAAGGGACGUCCUGUCUCUGGGACACAGACAGGCCUUCGCCUGGGUGGACGAGUGGAUUGAUAUGACCAUGGAGGAAGUGAGAGAGUACGAACGUGCCACUCAGGAGGCCACCAAUAAAAAGCUGGGCACUUUCCCCCCGGCCAUCUCCAUCAGCGAGACGCCUCUCCCGGGCUGCGGCCGCAGCGGGCCUUCCAGCGCCCCGUCCACCCCGCUGUCCACCGAGGCUCCGGACUUUCUCCCUGUGCCCAAAGACAGACCCCGAAAGAAAUCAGCCCCGGAGACCCUCACGCUGCCGGACACAUCCAGGAGGAACUCCGGCUACAGGCUGCCCAGCCUCUUCUCCUGGGGUUCCAGUUCUGCCCAGCCUGAAUGAGCCCAACGAAAGAUCCCAACAGGCCCAAGAUCACAGAUACAGGAAUGUGUCCAGUAGACACAAAAAACACGGCGAGCCAUUCAGUCUCUGCUCUGAGAGGGAGGUUAUAGAUGCUUACAAGCACUCACAAAAGAAACAAUGACUUUCUAACCCUUCCAACCUCCGACUGUACACAGGAACUCCAAGCCAAGACCGAGACCACCAGUCCUACAGUCGGCCCAAAGAGCACACCACCUUUCCAAGCCAAAAGCGUCCCAGUCCACAGUUCUCAGUUCUUGCACUCAGGAGUUGUUGCAUUGACUCAAAGAUCAGGUUUUGAAAUCGGUAGAGUUUCCUAGCUUCUGUAGUUCAGACUGUUUAAAAGUGUCUCAGACCAAGUUUUCCAUUGCUGUUCUGAGGAAAACUUGUAUAUCUCUGAUACUCCAACACUACUAUAACACAUUCUCAACUCGCGUUAAUGUAUCACUACCUUUUCUCCAAGCAACUCUGGAAUAUUUCUAAUGAGAUUUUCACUUAGUGUAAAAAAAAACACAAAAAACCAGACACCGCUGGGAUUCUCAUAAUAAAACUAAAAUUUAGGAAGAUUGAAGUGAUGCAGAUUUGAAUUGAUGAUAAUGAUUUCUUUUUACUGGAACACAAUCUGUUCUCCUUGUAAAGUGAAUUUCAGAAAAGGAUGGACCAGUUUCCAGUGCUUUGUUUCACUGUUCUUGUGUUAAGACCUAGUUGUGUUUUUUCAGUUUUUUUCUGUUUUGGCUGAAAUAGGCCUGAGAAUCCUAGGAACCCUCAUUAUCGACCUCAUGGAACAAUUCUGAGAAAAUCUUGUACUUUUUAUCCUAGCAGCUCUGAAAUAUUUCUAUUGGAAUGUUCAUUGUGUGAUGAUAAAAGAAACAGAACUGAAAAUAUAAGUUGAUAUGAAAAAUUUGAGGUUUUCAGUUGACUAUUGAUUUACUUGUACUGGAACACAAUUGCUCCACUUCUAUAAAUUUCCUACAAGGACGUUUUUCAGUGUUCCUGAAGUUUGAGAAGUGUUUUGUUUUACUGUUCAAGUGUUCUUGAUGUGGUCUUCUGUUUAAUUUUUGUUUUUUCGUUGAAUAAGUCUCAAAAUCAUCAGAAACAUCCGACAUUACCGACCCACUUUAUGGGUGGAUUACGUCUGCUGUGUUCAGGGUCUUACUGAACAUAUGGUUCUAGUAGCUGUAGGACAGUUUAUACUAAUAAUGUAUAGCUUCCUUACACCUCACAUAUAUGUUUCUGGCUUUGACUAGUUGCUCUCCAGAUCUGAAGACUCUUAAUCCUGCUUAUAGUGUCUCAGUCUAUUGCUGGAAUUAUGGACUGCCAUGCUUCUGUCUGUAUGUGUACAGUUACAACCCUACAGUUUCCAUCAUGAUCAUUUGUUGAUUUAAGUAGUAUUCUACCAUUUGACUGAUUGUACUGGCUAUAUUUUCUAUGAUAUUUCCAUGGUUCGCUGGCAUGUGAUGCAUUGCAGUGUAUGAAUAGUACGCAGAUUUCUCAAGGAAUGCCUUUAAGGAUCUCUGGAUUGCUGUAUAAAAUGUAAUAGAAGUGCUUGCUGCUGGACGAUGUUGUACUUUGUAAAUGAAAAGGCUCUUUAUUAUUCUUGCUAGCUCACACCUGCCUGUUCUUUCCUAAUACGGUUCCACUCCUUUCUGUGGGACACAAUCAUCAAGCUGAUCAGAUAAAGAAAUCAUGUUUCCUGAUGUUGACCAUUCGCCAUUGUAAAAAUAAUAAAGCUAUUUCUCUCUGC
Molecule: messenger RNA, 3432 nt
Organism: Astyanax mexicanus (Mexican tetra)
Lineage: Eukaryota; Metazoa; Chordata; Actinopteri; Characiformes; Acestrorhamphidae
Gene: pitpnc1a
Product: phosphatidylinositol transfer protein cytoplasmic 1a
Exons: 9
Coding region: 675-1670 (331 amino acids)
Biological process (GO): phospholipid transport
Cellular component (GO): cytoplasm
Molecular function (GO): phosphatidylinositol binding; phosphatidylinositol transfer activity
Source: RefSeq, a predicted model, not a curated record